AAGGUUGUGUGCAAUCGUGUCUAACAAGGUCGAAAUCGAACGUGAUCAGGAUGAAGAUCAAGAUCAGAAUAAAACAAAGAAUGGUAGCCGCUACUUCAACCAUCCCGAAAUGAUCACAACUCAACCUCAAGGAAGCGUAAGCGAAUGCUCGAGCGAUAAAAAGUUUUAGAUCUGGUACGUUCCGGAGAUCAGGCCGCGUGGUGCUGAAGAAAAUUUAAAGAUUUAGAAGGUCAAGCAUACAGAAUUUGGAGAAGAUCAAGAAUUUAAAAACUGAAGAAUUGUGUUGCUGAGAUCAUGGCCAUGCCGUCGAUCCGUUUUGAACGCACGUCGCGCUACGUCUGCAAAAUAUCAAAUCUCGCAAAUUGAUUAUCUCAACAGGGACACUCUGGGAAUUCUCGUUCGAGGAUUUGGAGUUUAGUUGUAGUCGCAUAGGCACAUCACACCACACACAAAAUCACAAAAAAUGUCCUUCCAGAAAGAAGUGAUCAUUGAUGGCCGCGGCCACUUGAAGGGGCGCUUGGCUUCCAUCGUUGCCAAGGAACUGCUGAACGGGCAGAAGGUCACCGUCGUCCGUUGCGAGGAGAUCAACAUUUCCAACACUCUGUACCGCCAGCAGCUCAAGUACCAGGCCUUCAAGCGCCUGACCAACAACGUCAACCCGAAGCACGGACCCUUCCACCAGCGUGCCCCGUCCAAGAUGUUCUGGCGCGUGGUUCGCGGUAUGGUCCCGCACAAGACCGCCCGCGGCGCCGCUGCCCUGGACCGCCUGAAAGUCUUCGAUGGUACUAGAAAUCAAAAUAAAGCAUCGGACUUUCAAAUUAGUGGCUGUAAUCCAAUGACUCUUGAAGAUCAUCCGUGUACUUUUACUUUCGUGUCUGGUUGCGAGGCAUGAAGAAAUUCCAGAUAGUGGUUGGUGUUUGCAUUCACGAGACGAGCGCACUGUGUCUAUUGCUGAAACUGGAAGAGAGCGAGAGCAACGUGAUAACUACGCCUUUCAAAUUCAAUCUAAAUGCAACUUCAGGUAUGCCGCACCCGUACGACAUGAAGAAGAAGCAGGUGUGCCCGCAGGCCUUGAAGGUCCUCCGCAUCAAGCCGUACCGCAAGAGCUGCCGUCUGGGCGACCUGUCCAAGCGCUUCGGUUGGAAGUGCACCGACCUCAUCAAGAAGUUGGAAGAUCAGCGCCGCACCCGCGCUGCCUCCUUCUUCUCCAAGAAGCUGAAGGUCAUCAAGAGCAAGAAGACUGGUACAACCUGUUUUUUUGUAUUGAAUUCGUAUUUUUAGGGGCGAGCGGAAUGCUUUGUCGCAGAUGUUGAGAUUUGUUCCUUUCUCGGGGGAGUGAGGAAGAGUGUGAUUGCGCUUGCUCAAAAAUGUCUGAUUUAACACAAUGAAUCAACUUUAAUCACAACAGCCAUCAAGGCCGCCAAGGGAAAGACGCUGAAGGAUGCCGCCCAGAAGGCUCUGUACGAGAAGUGCGUCGCCUAAACGGACACUAUUUCCGGGAUGAUAUGCAGGAGGUUUAGACGAAGUCGGAACAAAAAAUCCGCUCCUUGCUACACCGUACUCUCGUUAGAUCGGAAGGAAGACAACUACUACGAGUGAGAGUGACAUUGAAAACGUGGACCAUGUGAUGUUUGUGCGAUGAAAACUAAAU
Molecule: messenger RNA, 1651 nt
Organism: Amoebophrya sp. A120
Lineage: Eukaryota; Dinophyceae; Syndiniales; Amoebophryaceae
Source: the annotation of a GenBank genome assembly